UGAGGUGUGUGCUCCAAUGACCUCGGGGUCACAUACCACCCAAAGGGGCUAUGCAGUUUUGCUGACCAUGUAGAUGUUUAAAUCAAAACCCUGCCAAUCAGAGGUGGGUGGUGGGAGGGAGAAGAAGAGAGACGAUAGGGGGAAGGAGAGCGUGUUUCUGAGCCAUGGUCAGAUGGGAGAGAGCUAAGUGGUGGGUGUGUGCAAAGACUUGAAAUAUGUUGAAGAGAUGAGUGUGUUAUCUUUUCUCCUUGCCACUGGCGGUCCAGUACCUCCCCUCGCGCUGUGUCGUCAGCAGUUUAUCUCAGGGCCUGGCUGGAGCAGUGAGGGAAAAUGGGAGGAAAUCUGAUCCAUAUGGUGGCACUAUAAAGCUCACGGCUGAUUUGCAGGCUUCAUCAAAACGGGGUCAAGGCUUCAUCCCCACUCAUGACUAGCAUCCUCCUCUCACACCUGGUCCCUGCGAUCUGAACUUCUUACUCUCUCCUCAGCAGCACCUGCGCUUAUCUGCCUGAACCCUGUGGUGCCUCAGAAACUAUCUUCAAAGCUGAUUCGUCUUAAAGAAAGAUGAAGAUAUUGGGCAAGGUUGCUUUCUUGCUUUUGCUCGGGGGAAUGUGGUGUCAGAACAACCGUAAUACUAAAGCUGGUGGCAAGUCCACCAAGAAGUCUGGUGGAAACCAAGGCGGUGAUGUUGGCCAGUCUCUCCCUGUGGUUGAUCCGACUCAUGGAAACACUGGAAGCACCACAGGCAUAGGAAGCACGAGAGGCACAGCUGAAGCAGCACCGGAGGGUGCUGCAGGAGCUCGAAACGCUGGACAACAGACAGAUGAUAUGAGGCUGCACUUCCUCAAGAACACCCAAGUGACAUGUAAUGAUGGAACGGCAGCUGGGUUUUACCUAAAGGAGUUCAGAGGAAGCCGCCGAUGGCAGUUAUUUCUGGAAGGUGGCUGGUGCUGCCACAGCAAAGAGACCUGUGAUUCCAGGUACCAAAAUAUACCUCGACUAAUGAGCUCAUCGCGGUGGCCCCAAACAAAAAGAGGAACUGGAAUAUUGUCUUCUCAAGCAGAGGAAAACCCACACUGGUAUAAUGCAAACAUUGUAUUCAUCCCAUACUGUUCCAGUGAUGUGUGGAGUGGCACUGGGCCUGCCCCGACCCCUCCUCCAAGGCCACGACAAGGCAGAGAAAAAGAGAGGGAUAGAAAUACAAAUGCAACUGAGUACACCUUCAUGGGAUCCCUGAUCAUCCGCGAGGUCAUCAAAGACCUCAUCCCCAAAGGAAUCAAGCUGGCUAAAGUUGUCAUGCUGUCUGGCACAAGUGCUGGUGGAACAGGUGUUUUGCUAAACAUUGAGAGGGUGGCCAGUCAGCUGGAGCAACUCGGUGCAGAGGCUCAGGUUCGAGGCCUCGUGGACUCUGGGUGGUUUCUAGAGAGUAAACAGCAGAGAUCCCCUAACUGCCCCGAGACCAUUUCCUGCUCACCUGAAGAUGCUAUUAAGAUAGGACUCAGGCUCUGGAAUGGGGUUGUGCCUGAUAGAUGUCGGCAGCUCUAUAAGAGAGGAGAGGAAUGGCAGUGCUUCUUUGGCCACAAACUGUACUCUACCUUGACCUCCCCUCUGUUUGUCGUGCAGUGGCUGUUUGAUGAAGAGCAGCUGAGAGUGGAGAACAUCUACAUGGGAGGACAGAGUCUGUCUGAGGAGCAGUGGCAGUACAUACAGAACCUGGGCAGGGAGCUCAAGAACUCACUGACAGAUGUCACGGCUGUGUUUGCUCCGUCCUGCCUUUCCCACACAGUGAUUACUAAAAGCAACUGGAUGAGUUUCCAAGUUAAAGGCACGUCUCUGCCACGGGCCCUGCACUGCUGGGACAGAAGUCUAGAAGCAACACGCAACAACAGAACCCCUGCUAAAGGCUGUCCUUUCCACCUGGUGGACACCUGCCAGUGGCCCCAGUGCAACCCCACCUGCCCAGCCUUGGUGGACCAGGCCACUCAGCAGGAGCUCACGCUGCUCCAGAUGCUGGUAGCCAUGGGCCUUGACCUCCAGAAGCUGGGCCUGGAUCCCCAGGGAGACGCAGAUUCUCUGGCCAGCAUGGUCAGCAAUGGUGGCUAAGCGUAAACAUGGAUAGCAGUUUAAGAGAUUAAGCUAAUAAAAGGCUUAAUAGAGGAAAGAAUGUGUUGAAGUUUUAAUGUAACCAUAGAAUUAGUACUGAAAUCUGGUUACUACAUCUUGUGCUGCUCAGCAUUCCAUUAUGCUUCAUGUGUCUGUUAAAUUGGUGACCUGACUGGUGGGUAUGUCACUGUGUCUGAGUCUGAGUGGUUUGGCUGUCCCUCUGCUGGACACUAGAGGAAAGAGCUUUGGGUCUAAAUCAAAGGGGAUUCAGUUGUACUGGUUGAAUGGCUUUGAGAUUUUCCAGGUGACCCGGCAUAUUGUGCCUCCUCGAACACACUUCUAUCCUGAUCACUCUACAUGAAAGUCCAACUUCAGAGUAGUAGAGUUGAAUACUCUUAAUGAAUAAAGGCUUCCGCAAAGAGGGAAACAAACUUUGACAGGACUCGUGAAAAAAAGAAACAUUUAUACCACACGUUCUGUAGUUGUUAACAUUUGAAUUAGCUUUAAAGAAAGAUUUAGUUGUGUUCUUUCUACCUAGAAGGCAUACUUUUCAUACAAUAGUAAUUAUUCAUGAUCUUCUAAAUGCUGAUUCUUUCGUAAAAUAAAACUCAGAGAACGCAAAACUACACUCACACUAACUCAAUCAUGUUUUGCAUAGUUCCAAAUACACUGAUUGUGAUUUGUGUGACUUAGUUUUAGCUCCUGAUGCUAUGCUAACUUAUAUAUAUUACAUAAUAUAUAUAUAUGCAUAUUUUAUAUGCACGUAAGAUGAUAGUGUGAUUAGUUAUUGAUAUUUUUCUGUGUAGCCCAGCAAGAGUUUGCCUAUUUGACAUGUCAACUGUCGAUAAAUAGAAAAAACUCUGUAAAAAAUCAACAACGCUGUGGUUAUUCACCGCUCAGUUGUAAGGAUAGUCUAUAUCUAGUGACAUACGUGGACAUAAUACAGACUAUGUAUUGCAAUCCUUUUUAAUUUUGUUAAAAAUGUACGCUUCUUAGACAACGCCAUGCAUGUUUCGCAAGGCAUUUACACAUGUUACUGUAUGUUUUAUUUUCAUCUAGGGACUGUAAUCACUGUGUCAAACAAUAAGGAUUUGACAAGAAUUGUACCCGCUGGUAACAAGUAUGAGACAGUCGUUGUUUAAGUUGAAACGACGAAUAAAAAUAUAA
Molecule: messenger RNA, 3267 nt
Organism: Etheostoma spectabile (orangethroat darter)
Lineage: Eukaryota; Metazoa; Chordata; Actinopteri; Perciformes; Percidae
Gene: notum2
Product: notum pectinacetylesterase 2
Exons: 12
Coding region: 562-2100 (512 amino acids)
Biological process (GO): protein depalmitoleylation; negative regulation of canonical Wnt signaling pathway
Molecular function (GO): palmitoleyl hydrolase activity
Source: RefSeq, a predicted model, not a curated record